AUCUGCGUAAUACACGCAAUCAAUAUAAAAUUUAUACAACUCGACAAAAAUGGAAACAGAGAAACCUCGUGAGAAAACUGCAGCCGAAAAGCUGGCUGAGCGUAAGGCUCGUUUGCGUGAAUUGCACAAACAGCGACAGGAGGCACGUACGCAGAAUAAUCAUGAAGUUAUUGCUGAGGAUGCCCGCAAAAAGUUACCCAACAACUGGGAAGCGCGUAGACGUCAAGCAGAAUGGCUGAUAGCAGAUGAAAAGGCACGGGAGGAGGCCACACAGCAAGGAAAGGAUUAUGACCGCUUAAAGUUAUUGUCUGUAUCAGCAGUUGAUGCUGAGCGUAUUGAAAAGAAGAAACGUAAACAGAAUCCCGAUUUAGGUUUCUCCACAUUCGAAGCACAGACAGCACGUCAAUACAAUCGUUUGGUUAAGAAUCUACCACCACGCGAUAUGGCCAAAUAUGAACAGCAGAAAGAGGAGUUAGGUGAAGCAUUUUAUGGUGGACCCAAUACUAUUUUGCAAGGUUUAGUUAAGGAUAAGAAAUCUUCAAUCGACAACAUGGCCAAAGAUCUGGAACAACAAAUCGAACGUAGAAAGAAAUAUUCACGUAGACGUACUUAUAACGAUGAUGCCGAUGUCGACUUUAUUAAUGAGCGCAACUCUAAAUUCAACAAAAAACUACAUCGUUUUUAUGGCGAACAUACAGCGGAGAUCAAGCAGAAUUUGGAACGUGGUACUGCAAUAUAAGCAUAUUAAAUCCUUUAAGCAGAUGCAAUCAUGCUUUAAACUGUCAUUAGCUGUAGGCUUAAUAACU
Bactrocera dorsalis (oriental fruit fly) is the source of this 806-nucleotide messenger RNA. Its product is annotated as pre-mRNA-splicing factor Syf2. Gene Ontology annotation, cellular component: post-mRNA release spliceosomal complex; catalytic step 2 spliceosome; Prp19 complex. The transcript has a single exon. Lineage: Eukaryota; Metazoa; Arthropoda; Insecta; Diptera; Tephritidae. The record is from RefSeq and is a predicted model, not a curated record. Bases 50 to 739 code for a protein of 229 amino acids.